AAGACAACAAUCGUUCCCUCUCUCUCACCCGAUCGAUCUUUCAAUUGUAAGAAAAAUGCAGGAGCAAGCGACUAGCUCCUUAGCUGCAAGCUCUUUACCAUCAAGCAGCGAGAGGUCAUCAAGCUCUGCUCCACAUUUGGAGAUCAAAGAAGGAAUUGAAAGCGAUGAAGAGAUACGGCGAGUGCCGGAGUUCGGAGGAGAAGCCGCCGGAAAAGAAACUACCGGUAGAGAAUCUGGUUCGGCGACUGGUCAAGAGCGGACACAGACAGCGGUCGGAGAAAGUCAAAGGAAGCGAGGGAGGACACCGGCGGAGAAAGAGAACAAGCGGCUGAAGAGGUUGUUGAGGAACAGAGUUUCAGCGCAGCAAGCAAGAGAGAGGAAAAAGGCUUACUUGAGUGAGUUGGAAAACAGAGUGAAAGACUUGGAGAACAAAAACUCUGAACUUGAAGAGCGACUCUCUACUCUCCAGAACGAGAACCAGAUGCUUAGACAUAUUCUGAAGAACACAACAGGAAACAAGAGAGGAAGUGGUGGUUCUAACGCUGAUGCAAGUCUUUGAUCUCCUUUUUCUUGUGUUAUAUUUUUGUGGAUAAAAUUUACAGGGAAUUGUAUUAAUAAAAUGUUAUAUUAUUA
Molecule: messenger RNA, 633 nt
Organism: Arabidopsis arenosa
Lineage: Eukaryota; Viridiplantae; Streptophyta; Magnoliopsida; Brassicales; Brassicaceae
Source: the annotation of a GenBank genome assembly